AUGUCUUCCUUUUCUCAAGUUUCUUUCCCCGUCGAGAUGGAGUUGGAUUCUCCCCCCACUUCAUCCUUCGGUUCUUCUUCUUCUUUCACUCCCUCCGAAGGCAGACCUAUCCCAUCUGUCUUUGGAAAUCCCUUCCUUCCUUCUCCCUCCAAAGGCAGGCUUCUUCCCCCUGCCUUUGGAGCUCCCUCCUCUCUCUCUUCUUCUUCUUCUCCUCAGCCGGUUGGCUCUCAGGUUGGCUCUCACACCGACUCUGAUCCAACCGAAGAUCUCAUCCAAGACUUCUCCUCCUUUGCCAUAGGGGCUGGCCCUCUCCCCCCUGCUCUUACCAAGCAGGUAGCCGCCCCUAUUCACCCCCUCUCUCUUAUGGCUGCUCGAGUCGCUUGGGCUAAGUGCAAGAAGAGCAAGUGCUCUCCCUCUGGCAAUCACUUCCGCCAGAAUCACCCCCUCUACCGCAAGUACUCCAACCUCUCUCUCUUCUCUUCUUCCCCCAAGAACCGCUCCAAGAGUGGCGAUAUCCCCCGUGGCCCCUCCUCUUCUUCUCCGGCGCCUGUGAAUCCCUUCAAGGCCAAGCCUGAAGGUAUUCGCAAGCGCCGUGGCCGGGGUCAGGGCAGAGCUCAGGUGAAGCAGCAUCAGGCUCAGGGCAAUGGUCAGACUCCUCCCCGUGGCCCUCGGAACUCUUCCCCUGAUCAGCGUCGGUCUAAUCCCCAGCCCGCUCGAGGUCAGCCUCGCGGGUCUAGACCGAAUGGCAAUCAGGGCCCGAGGGCUGCUCAGUCUGUUAACCGCAAUCCCUUUACGCCUGUUGCUGUGAAUCCGUUCUCUCGUCCCUUGCCCCAGGCAUCCGCUCCCGCUCCCCCUUCUCAGCCACGCAAUCGUCGCUCUCGGGGCGGUUCUCGCCGCAACCCCAUCACUCUCUGA
This is a messenger RNA of Colletotrichum paranaense, 915 nucleotides long. RefSeq lists its product as uncharacterized. Bases 1 to 915 code for a protein of 304 amino acids. NCBI's taxonomy places the organism in Eukaryota, Fungi, Ascomycota, Sordariomycetes, Glomerellales, Glomerellaceae. The transcript has a single exon. The record is from RefSeq and is a predicted model, not a curated record.